Messenger RNA from Prionailurus viverrinus (fishing cat), 4905 nucleotides. RefSeq names its product solute carrier family 25 member 51 (gene SLC25A51). The coding region runs from base 703 to 1596 and encodes 297 amino acids. Lineage: Eukaryota; Metazoa; Chordata; Mammalia; Carnivora; Felidae. The transcript is spliced from 4 exons. The record is from RefSeq and is a predicted model, not a curated record.
UGCGCGCCCAGUCGCUCCCGCGCGCCCUCCCGGGUGGGGCCCGAAGCCGCAGGAGCCGGAGGAGGCGCCGCGCGCGCAGGGUCGGUUCCGCGCCCACGCGGCUCCCGGCUCUCCCGCUGGCCCUCCGACUUCGCAGGGCUUCGCGGGGCGGGGGGUGCCAUCUGGCUGCCGGAGCGAGCCUUUCUGGCCAGGGAGACCGCGUUCUUUCGGACGCGCCUCUGCCGGGGAGGUGCCUCACGCCGCGCACAAACCGUAGGGCGGGGAGGGGCCCGCUGCGCCCGGGGAGAGCAGCGCUGGCGGCGCUGGGACGCCGGAAGGGCCCCUGCCCCUCGGGGUUUGGGAUUCCGGGCCUCCCGAGCCUGUUGACUGUCAGAGACGGAAGGGCCUUCGGUGAUCCUGCCCUAUUUCCACCCCUGCCCCUUACGCCAGACUGGGGAUAUGGACGCUCAGAGGGCGCAUGAUCUAGCAGAAAGAUGGCUGCCAAUGGCUAUUUUAUUUUUCUUUCUGUGGCAAGAUUGUCAUGGAGCCUGGAUAUUUCAGGGAAUCCAGUUACCAAAAUGACUCCAGAAGAAAGAACCUAACAGACCAGUAACAAUGGAAGAAAUCGAGAAAGUUACCAAAAAGCUACCAUCCCCCAAAACACCAGGCUCAGCUGUUACAGGUUAAAAAUAUCCUUCAUGAAGAAGAAAGAUCUUAAGCAACAUGGUGGAUUCAGAAGCUCAUGAAAAGAGGCCGCCCAUCCUGACAUCUUCCAAACAAGACCUGUCACCUCACAUUGCAAAUGUAGGUGAAAUGAAGCAUUAUCUGUGCGGCUGCUGUGCAGCUUUCAACAAUGUAGCAAUCACAUUUCCCAUUCAGAAGGUGCUCUUUCGGCAGCAGCUGUACGGAAUCAAAACCCGGGACGCAGUGCUUCAGCUGAGGAGGGAUGGCUUUCGAAACUUAUACCGCGGAAUCCUUCCCCCACUGUUGCAGAAGACCACCACGCUGGCGCUUAUGUUCGGUCUGUAUGAGGACUUAUCCUGUCUUCUCCGGAAGCACAUCAGUCCCCCUGAGUUUGCAACCCGUAGUGUGGCAGCGGUACUUGCAGGGACAACAGAAGCAAUUUUUACUCCCUUGGAAAGAGUUCAGACAUUGCUUCAAGACCACAGGCAUCAUGACAAAUUUACAAACACUUACCAGGCUUUCAAGGCACUCAGAUGCCAUGGAAUAAGAGAAUAUUAUCGAGGCUUGGUACCUGUUCUUUUCCGUAAUGGAUUCAGCAAUGUCCUUUUCUUUGGCCUUCGUGGCCCCAUUAAGGAGCAUCUGCCUACCGCAACCACCCACAGCGCUCAUUUGGUCAAUGAUUUUAUCUGUGGAGGUCUGUUGGGUGCCAUGUUGGGAAUCUUGUUUUUUCCAGUUAAUGUUGUAAAAACUCGCAUGCAGUCUCAGAUUGGUGGAGAGUUUCAGUCUUCUCCCAAGGUGUUCCAAAAAAUCUGGCUAGAACGAGACAGAAAGCUGACAAAUCUUUUCAGAGGUGCUCACCUGAAUUACCAUCGGUCCCUCAUCUCUUGGGGUAUAAUCAAUGCGACUUAUGAGUUCUUGUUAAAGAUGAUUUGAAAGAAACCAGUUAAGUGCCAUUUAUUAACUGCAUAGACCUAAGAAGAAUGUAGUUUGGCUUUGUUCCUAAUUGACCAAAUACAGGUUGUUGUCGUAAGUUCAGGGCACAAUGAAUUAUGGGGCAGAGCUGUUUUCCUUCAGCACCAACAAAUUCAGAAUAAAAGGUUCUAAUAGGAAAAUUUAAGGGGUUUUUGGUUUUGUUUUGUAAUCAUUAUCUAAGAACUUUAGGCUAAUUGCCUGGUUAAUAGCUAUCUAUCUGAUGGCUUUUGACAAGGAAAGCUAAUAGCCAAGAUAUGGUUCUUUUCUCCAAAAGUCUUUAAACCUUCUGUAUUGAAACAUCAGUGGCCAUGACCAGCCAGAGAAAAGGCUCUUAGAGCCCUGUGAAUUCUCAGGCUUUCUUCUCUGCUUUUAGGAGUUGCAAAGGGUAGUAUUCGUUAAACAUAAGCAUAUAACAUGGUAGGACAGAGAAGAGAAAAACAGCUUAUUAGAUGCAGGCUUUUCAUGAUAAAUCGCUUGUGUUAGUUUUGAAACUAAGUACAUGUUGGGAUGGUCAUCAUCCAGACUAUUCAGACACAGUAGGGCAGACCCAAGCAGCAGGUGAAAGCUCCCGUUUUGCUUUCUGAGUUGGAAAGUGUUGUUUAGUUCUGAAUGUGACCUUAAACCCUUCGAAUGCCCUUAUGUUAAUUUCACUUAUUUCAUUGCCAAAAGAUGGGGAGACUUACAUUUCGUCACAGCUGUUUGAUCCUGUGAAGAAAUUUCACAUGAAUUGCGUAUGGAUCAAACUCUGGUUAGUUUAGUUCUUUGAUUAAUUGUUGCCAACUUAGUGAAGAGCUGUGGGAGUUUGGGGAAUAUUUUCACUUUGAGUCCUAGUUUCUCAUAUUCAAGUAUCCUGUUCUCUUGAACUCUCCUUAAAAAAAAAAAAAAAAAAAAAGAUAAAUACUUGCAUAAUAUUGAAUUUUGGAAGUCUGUUAAUGGGACUCUAGAUUUUUCCCUCCUGGUUUCUAAGUGUUACAGAAGAGAAAGAAAAAAAACCCUCAGGAUAGCUUUCACCCCAGAGUGUUAGUUGUCUUUUUUAUUUUACUCUUGGAAAUGGAGACUUCUAUUAGGAUUUUUACAUUUUGGGAACCCAGUUUUACCAUUUUAUCAUUAAAGCCAUUUGAGGUGAUAAAAUCUAAAUCAAGAUAUUUAGAAGGUUCAUUUUAAAUGCUAGAAGUUGGUAAUAGCUGGGUAGCAUACUCAUCCCCUACAUAACAGAGAAAAACUUGUUGAAGGAAUCAGAUUUUAAAAUCUUAUGCCCUGAUCAGUAAGGCAAAAUGCCUCCUAUUUACCAAUUGAAUAACUAGUAAAACCUGAAACAUCCUAGAAAAGUGGUUUAUCAAUCUUUUAAAAAUCCCCAUCUGUAAAUAUGUAGUUAAGAUUGCUUGCCAGCAUCUGACAUGGCAGAGUAGUUAAGUUUCUUAUUACCAGUUUUUCCUCAUUCUGGGUAACUGCAUAUGAAUAUGUGCAUACACUGACCAAAACAAAAUCAGGGUCUCAGCUGGUAGUUUACUCAGUUUCUGGGCAGAUAGUCCAAAAGAGAUGUUUACCUCUAAAUGCAAUAUGGCUGGUCACAUAAGCAUCCUUCCAACCUUAAAGGAUUGGGAAGCAUUAUCAAGCAUUUGCCAGGCAGUAAUGAGGCCCAGUAGCUUUCCAACAGCCCUGUUUGGAAAUGUUGUGUUGGAAAUGGCAGUUUACUUUGAAAACCAAGAUGCAGAUGUGAGGAUUUCAGAAAACAAGGAUUUGACACCGAAUAAACGUGAGUAGCAUCUUUGGCUUAUUGAAUGGAGUCUGGCUUUGUAGCGGGUUGGAUUUGGGGGCAUGAAUGACAAAGACACUGGUGCUGGAGCACUGAUGGGUGUGUGUAGGUGCUCAGCAUGUGGCAGGUGAGUCAGCCUGGGGCCAUGCUCUGGGAAUGGGCUUCUUUUUGUCUAUACACUCCAGUAAGGUGAUGGAUAACCAAGUUCUGAAGCACUUUUGUGAAAUAGAAGUGAAGUGAGAAUUUGAAAGGGGAUGCUUUGGUUUCUGCAGUCUCAAACUUGUGGCAUUUAAAAACAAUAAAUAUUUUUAAUGGUUUUAACUCCUAAUAUAUUUGGAUUUCUUUGUCACUUUUUACAGCUUCUGAAGACCAAACUGCAAAUACAUUACCAGGGAUGGUUUCGUGUUGUCCUAUAGACCUUUUAAAUUUGACAAAAUUCAGCAGAACUUGCUUGUGGUAGCCAACAGCUUUGUCUGAACUUUAAAAGAAGUCAAAGUGUUAUUAAUAAGAGAUUCUAACUAUUGCUUUUUUAUCUUCAGUAUGAACUAGUAAUAAUUUUGAAAAGGCAAACAUGAUUGAAUAACUAUCUGAAGAGCUUUAAAAGUGGCCUUUUUGUUACAUAGGUGGCACAGAUGCCUUAUGAGCACAGGGCCCUUCCGGUCCUGCCUCCCAUACUUCAGCUCUGAUGCCACCAGGAAUAUGUUACGGAUUCUGUAUUUAACACACUUAGGAGUGGUAUGAGCCCUUAGGACUGCAUCACAGAGGAAACGCCACCUUUAUAUGGUGACAGGUUUGUGUGUCUUUGUUUCAUUUGUGGUUGGAGACAGUUGAUGUUUUUGUCUCAAUAAUCAAUAUUCUUCUUACCUUAUGGUUGGUUAUGUAAUUACCUGCUGUAUAUUGUAAACUGUGCAAUAAAACAGAAUUGUGUAUAUAGAAUCAUCUUUGGAGACCUGAACUUUCCUAGCUCGAUGACAGGGGUAAUACUCCUCUAGUGCUGUGCAAACAUGUAAGGGAAUCGUGGGUGGCACACAGGAUGUGUGGAGCGGGUCAGCCGAUCACACUGCUGGAAAUGGCAGGUCAGUGCAGAUGAAACUGUGUAGUGAGGGGUAUGCAGUCAAAAUGAAGGCGAGACAGGCCAUCACAUGUGAAGAAAGGGUGAGCCCUGAGACUUGAUUUCCUUUAAAUUAAGAUACUGUUUUCUCAUGUGCAUAUAAAUGCAUAUUAAAGACUUGAACAGGCAUUCUCUUUAAACUUGAGGACUUUUCAUUUUUAAUACUGUCAUUUUUGCUUAAUAGUAAAUAUUUGCUUGCCUAAGUGACUCCCAAAUUGUGGGGGACUCUCCACGUGUCCCUUUUUUUAAAGUUUCAUGAUGAAAAGUGGUUAAGCACACAAAGCUGUUUUUGUUUGAUAUUUUGAGUUUUGUGACUGAGUUUAAAUGAAAUCUGUUAAACGUGUUAGAGUUAACAUUCUUCUUUUGGUAAUUCUGUUUGGAAUAAAGUUGUUUGUUUUUUUAA